GGGUUCGGGCUUCCUACCCAGCAGCCCUCGCGCGGCCCGGUUCAGCGGACAUCCAGGACUCCAACAUGGCGUCUGUCGUGCCAGUGAAGGAGAAGAAACUGAUGGAUGUCAAAUUAGGGGAGCUGCCAAGCUGGAUACUGAUGCGAGAUUUUACUCCCAAAGGCAUUGCAGGAGCCUUUCAAAGAGGUUACUACCGGUAUUACAACAAGUAUGUCAAUGUGAAGAAGGGCGGCAUUGCGGGCAUUUCUAUGGUACUGACAGCUUACGUGGUUUUCAGCUACUGCCUUUCAUACAAAGAACUCAAACAUGAACGGUUACGCAAGUACCACUGAGGAAGCCAGUGUGGACGCACGCUGCAUUCCUGGCUGUGGCCGCCUCUGCCCUGGCCCCUCGAGAAACACGAUCCUUGAGGAAUCCUUUCUUAAUCUGAUGACCAAUAAAAGAUGACCGGUAUGUGUA
Molecule: messenger RNA, 459 nt
Organism: Choloepus didactylus (southern two-toed sloth)
Lineage: Eukaryota; Metazoa; Chordata; Mammalia; Pilosa; Megalonychidae
Gene: ATP5MF
Product: ATP synthase membrane subunit f
Exons: 4
Coding region: 66-332 (88 amino acids)
Biological process (GO): proton motive force-driven mitochondrial ATP synthesis
Molecular function (GO): proton-transporting ATP synthase activity, rotational mechanism
Source: RefSeq, a predicted model, not a curated record